Messenger RNA from Thlaspi arvense, 2661 nucleotides. The record is from the annotation of a GenBank genome assembly. NCBI's taxonomy places the organism in Eukaryota, Viridiplantae, Streptophyta, Magnoliopsida, Brassicales, Brassicaceae.
AUGAACGGCCUAGAUUUCUUCUUCUCGCCUUCAGCCACCGUCGAUUCAUCCACAGGAAACAACGGAGAAGGAGAUGAUGAUUGGGGAGAUUUCGUCGAUUCUUCCCCCAAUCCAAUUGUUUUCUCCGCGGAUCGAAACGGUGCCGAUUCGACGCCCAAUCGGAUCGACUCCGAGAAGAAGAGUCAGGCGCAGUGGGUUACUCCCCGUGGUCCGGUGCCACUUUCUGUGUUCGGAGAGGAGGAGGAAGACGAUGAAUCAGGUGCGCCGGUUUCAUCGUUUAAAUUCUCAUUCGAUUCGUUCUCCGGAAAACACAAUGAUAGCACCGAAUCUGUGAAGAAAGCAGUGAGUACUAAUCCUACUGUAGAAAUCAGUGGCCUGAUCGCAGAUCUGUAUAGAGAAAACGGACGAAAUGAGCAGAAUUCGCCAGAGUCAUUGUCGAGCCGGACAAUCGAAAAUUCAGAUUCCAGAUUGGAGAAUUUGAGCUGGAAUCCAUUGAAUUUAGAUACGGAAAGGUCUGAAAAGACGAGCAAUGGGGUGAAUUCAAAUAUAAUUGGAGUCACUUUGGAUUCAAAUGAUUCAGAUUUGAGUUUUGUCGAUAGAAACGAUGAUGAUGGUUGGGAAUUUAAGACGGCCGAGUCUAAGGAAGAUGAAGCUUUAUGCUUUGUUCUAAUACGUUUUUGGAUAAAUUUGUUUAAGCAGGACGAACAAGAGAACGUUAAAAGUGGAUCUGUUUUAAGUUCAAGCUUUUGGAGUUCACCUACAAAUGCAACAGAUCCAAAUUUUGAUAAUAGUAAAAUAGAUGUAGUUAAAUCUGGUUUUGACCUGGAAAACGGAGAUGACGAUGAUACUUGGGGCAAUGGCGGGUGGGAGUUUACGGUUGCUGAAUCGAUAGAGCCAAAGAACGAUUCAACAAACAAGGAAUCUAACGGCUGGGAGUUCAGAUUCGAUUUUGAACCUGCUUCUAAAUUUGAAACGACCACUUCUUUUCAAUCGAACGUUGAGAAAGCGACGCAAAAGAGGGAAAAUAGCUCGAUUUCGUCUUCAAGAGAUGCAAAUGUGAAUUCUGGAGGAGAUUCGUGGGCUUUUAAUCAGCCAUCUUUGGAAACUGCAAAAGAGGAGAUAGAGGAAAAGGAAGUGCAGAUAAACAAGCCCAAGGGAGUCUUGCCACUAUCCUUUUUCGAAGAUGAGAAAUUGGAAAACACUUUAUUUCAUGAGGAUAAUUUUGUUUCAGUCAGCGAAUUUUCCGCGAGGAAGGCUCCAAAUCCAAACGUGUCCAUCAAUGACCUACUCUCUAGUUUAUACAGUCAGGUGGAGGAGAAGAAUGCUGUUAAUCUAUCACAAAAGUCUGCAAAUGGUGAGGAUGAUUCAUGGGAGUUUCAGGGGCCCACAAAGACCAUAGCAGAAGGUGGUGAUGAUUUUGACAGUACUUGGGAGUUUCAAGGUCCUUCUCUGGCAUUGAAUAACUCUGAUGUUACAGAAGGUGUCGAUGAGUUUGACGAUGAUUCCUGGGAGUAUCAAGGUCCAACACAGCCUGUGAGAGAUUCAACGUCGAGGAAAGGAGAAUCUAAACAUGGUUCUGUGGAAAAUGAAGUUGAGAAUCGGUUCUCUGUUCCAAAUGGUUUUAGAGAAUUGCAUGAAAAACCAGUAAUUAGCAUAGAGCCUAGUGAUUUUCAAGAUCUCUUUCAGAAGCUGAAGACUGAACUAUACUACAUUGCUCUAAACCAUCUUGAGUCUUUAAAGGAAGCUCGUGACUUGGCUGCUGAUUCUAAUGAAGUUGCUGAAGUUAAAAAAUGCGAUGGUGAAAUCCGGGAUCUGCAAAACUUUCUGAACAAUGAUGUUUUGAUCCGUGAAGUCAACGUGGAAAGUCUCCAGCAUAGACCUUUUGGUAUUACUGAACUUUAUAAAGCUCUCCAGGAGCCAAAGUUUCGAGCGCUUGAUUCAGAAGAUCUCCUCUCAGAGAGAUUGUUAUUAGUUAAGUUCCGUUCGACCUUCGUGGCAGAGAAGGACUCGAAAUCAACGAUUGAACUUCUCAAACACGCCACGUCGACUCUAAAGAUCCUAAACUUAGGUUCAUCUGAGCAACAGUCGAAAUACACUUCAAGUUGGUUCGUCAUUGCUUCGACCUGUGCUCAAGAACUGCGACACGCUGCAUCAAUUUGGAAAGAAGUGAUUGAAAAUGAUGUUCAAGAAGAAAUCCUAUCUAAACCUCAAGGGAAGAGCUACGUUCUCUCAGUGGGAGAAAUUUACAGAAUAAUGAAAAUUAUGAGAGCCUCGACGAGAUUAUAUAAACUAUGGAUUUUAUUAGCUAAGGCAUCAUCCAAUGUAUUGGCUGUUUUGGAUGAGUGUGCGGAGUUGUGGUUAAGCUCUGGAUUAGACGAAGCUCUACGGAAUAAUAUCAACUGUGACCAUUCUGCUGAUCAAUUUCUAGAAUCAAUCGAGUGUAUAGAUGAAAUUGACGCUUUCAAACUUCACACCUGCAUCACCUCAACUACAUCACCCACUUGCUACAUCUCUGGUUUAAAUACUGAGAUAGUACCAGGAAUCAAGAUGGUGAAGUGGAACGAAGAACAUUACUUGGUGCCUCUUGCGAAUCUAUGGGCCAAUCUCAUCAGCCGUGAUCCACCCGACCUUCCUGGCCACAGAUUUCCUGCUGUGUCUUAG